AUGACCACCGAGGAACCGCGACAGCAGGACCAGCAGUCCCGCGCCUGGGUCUACUCGCGGCGCGGCCCGCCCGGGGCGGUGCUGGCGCUCGAGACGACGCGGGCGGCGCCGACGCUGCCGCCGCCCAACGCCGGCGCCGAGGAAUGGAUCCUGGUGCGCGUCGCCUUUGCGGGGCUCAACGUCGGCGCCGUGUGGCAGAUGCUGCUGCUGCCGGCGUGGCUGCGCGCGCCGACCCCCGGGGAGGCCGGGCCCGGAUCGGCGACCGGCGGCGGCGGACACGGGAAUGCAACAACAACAACAGCAGCAGCAGCAGCAGCAGCAGCAGCAGCAGCAAGCGUGCCCUCGCGCUUCCGCAAGGGCGACAAGAUCCUCGCCAUGGUCCCCGCAAGCCUAGCCCUAUCAACGGGCACGGGCGCGCUGGCCACGACGGUGGCGCUGCCCGCGCGGUGCGCCGUGGCCAAGCCGGCGGCGACGAGCCUCGCCGACGGCGCCGCGUGCCUGCUGGCGGGCAUGACGGCGCGGCUGCUGGUCGCGGCCGCGGGGCUCCCCCUCGACCAGCACGGCGGCAGAGACGGGGGCCGGGGCCAGGACCCGCCGCGGCGCGUGCUGGUCAACGGGGCCAGCGGCGGCGUCGGCUGCCUCGUCGUGCAGAUGGUGCGCCGGGCCGUGGGCGAUGCCGGCCGCGUCGUCGCCGUCUGCAGCGGGCGAAAUGCCGAGCUGGUGCGUAGCCUGGGGGCUGAUGAGGUCAUCGACUACACGCUCUACAAGGACGCACCGGGCCUCGCCGCCCACCUCGCCACCCGCUUCCCUUCUUCUUCUUCUUCUUCCUCCUCCUCCUCCUCCUCCUCUUCCUCAUCCUCCUCCGGCCCCCCCCUCUCCGCCGUCAUCGACACCCUCGGCUUCCAGCCGCUAUACCUCGCCUCGGCGUCCUUCCUGGCCCCCAGCGGCGUCUACGCCUCCGUGGGCAUCAAGCCGCCGCGCUUCGCCCUGCCCGACUUCCUCGUCGCCGUCGCCCGCAUGAAGCUCAACGAGUGGUGGCCCACGGCCCGCUGGCUCGGCGGCGUCGGCCGUCCCUGGCGCGCCGUCGCCAUGCUGAGUCCCUCGCUCCAGGAUCGCCGCGACGUCGUCGACCUCCUCGCCGCCGCCGCCGACGACGACGACUCGCGCCCGCGCCUGCGCAUCGUGCGCGACUCCGUCUGGCCCUUUGAGGAGGCCGUGGCCGCGUAUGAGAAGCUGGCUCGGGGCCAUGCGAGGGGAAAGAUUCUCGUCAAGGUCGACCCCCUUGUUGGCGACGAUGAGUGCUGA
Hirsutella rhossiliensis is the source of this 1305-nucleotide messenger RNA. RefSeq names its product zinc-binding dehydrogenase domain-containing protein. Lineage: Eukaryota; Fungi; Ascomycota; Sordariomycetes; Hypocreales; Ophiocordycipitaceae. Bases 1 to 1305 code for a protein of 434 amino acids. The transcript has 3 exons. The record is from RefSeq and is a predicted model, not a curated record. Gene Ontology annotation, molecular function: oxidoreductase activity. Gene Ontology annotation, cellular component: mitochondrion.